Messenger RNA from Acromyrmex echinatior (Panamanian leafcutter ant), 889 nucleotides. RefSeq lists its product as uncharacterized. The record is from RefSeq and is a predicted model, not a curated record. Lineage: Eukaryota; Metazoa; Arthropoda; Insecta; Hymenoptera; Formicidae.
CAGUGAGGAAACCACGAAACAUACAUGUAUCUCGCCUGUACAAAUACUUUUGCAGUCAUUGUAUGUUAACACAUACAUAAAAACAACAUCGCAGCAACAACACAGACAGGUAGCUAUCAGGGUUGCAUUACACCCUUUGGUACCUCUGAAGAAAACACCCGUGAAAAUCUCAAAAUUACUAGAAAACUCUGAGUCAUCAGAGAAUGAUGACAUGGAUAUAAAUAUAUGUAGUAGAGUAAAACCUACUUUCGACAAACAUGAAGUCUCUGCUGCCGUUAAAGAGGUAAAUGGUGGACGUGACCUUUCAAAUAAACAUUGGGAAGAGAGUUUCUUCAGAAAUCUUAAAAAAAUAAUGCAAUGUGAGAAAGACAUAUCUCAAAAUUCUUCCAAAUAUGAUAAUAUAAAAAUAAAUCAACCUAAGGAUUUAAUUAUGAAUGAAAACCCAAUAAGGAAAAAAGACGAAUUAGAAACGAUGCAUGAAAUCACAUUCAGUGGAUGUAUGGACACUGAUAAAUGCCAUGUGGAAUCAGUUCCUCUUCGUGAAGAUCCUGAAAUCUGUGUUCACCCUUUACAAAUGGGAAUAGAUGAAAAACAAUUUAAAAAUAUAGAUUUUUCUGUACCACGAAUUGGUAAGAAGAUAAAAGUGACACCACAAGAGCAUUUUCUUGAAGCGACUGAUGAUGCUUCCUUUAAUUUUGUAAAGAAGAAAGACAACAAGGAUAUUGUUAGCACAGAAUAACGAACAGAAAUAAGCUUCAAAUAUAAAAGCUGUACACAUCGACUUUUUUAUCUCGGCACAUGGUAGAGGAUUCCAUAAACGGAUUCUCUGUAACAUCUAAAAGCUGUAAUCGCAGAUAUGUGAUGGUCACUGGUAAAUACGACAAACGGU